AUGUCUUCUCACCGAUCCGACAACGAAAGUGACACCGAAGUUUUUGUUGAUGCCGAAGAAUCACUUGACCAAAAUACUCUUACUACUACAAUAUCUUCGGAUAAUAUCAAUGGAUUAGAGUCGAACACUUCUAAUAAUGAUAGUGUUCAACCGGAUCCAACUCUUUCAAAUAAACCAGCACCCAUAGCAAUUCCUCAGAUCUCUGUGACAGACAUGUCUUAUGAAGAUAAAGAGUUAUCAGAUUUAACAAAGGACCAGGAAAAUGUUGAUAGUGAUGUGACAACGGAUAAUGAAGAUAAUGAAGAUGAACCUGUUGAUGUCACUGUUUAUGUUAAAGAUUUGGAUACUGGCGAGAAAAAACCAGCAUCCGAUCUUGAAGAAGAACUUAAAAAAUCAAAUGUAAAUAUUGAUCCAUUAUCUUUUCAAAUAAUGCAACGGACAGGUUCAGAUACAGAAAUGAAUCAUGAUGAAAAUCACACAAGAAGCAUAAGCGAUGAGGACAUUAAUACUACUGAAGACAAACCUAAUAGACGAAAAUCAUUUUUAAGUCGUUUAAAACGAACGCCUCAUAAUUCUAAAAAUGACAAAAAUAAUGACGAGGGUGGGGAUGAAGACGACGGUAUUACUGGAAAUACCGCGCCAGUAUUUUCCGAAAAUGCAGAUGGUUUUGGACGUGCUCAGCCUCGAUACAUAAAAACUCGAGCACGAAACAAACCAAUUAAAGAAUUUGAUCGACUUUUUCUUGCCCAAGAAUUGUAUAAUCCACUUUCUAGUGAUGAUG
Messenger RNA from Racocetra persica, 781 nucleotides. Lineage: Eukaryota; Fungi; Glomeromycota; Glomeromycetes; Diversisporales; Gigasporaceae. The record is from the annotation of a GenBank genome assembly.